AUGUUCAGAUCAGCCUUUAAGACAUCGACCCGUCUGCUCUCUAACUCGGUCACGCUCCGGAAUGCGGUCUCUCAGAGCAAAGUGGCGGACUUGACUCCAUUGAAAUUUGACUCCAACGCAUGUUCAGAGUUAUACGCCGUUUGCAAGAUCCACAAUAUUCCUUACAUGGUCACCAAGGGCGACAAGUUGGUGUUACCUUACAAAAUCAGAAACCACAAGGUCGGUGAUGUGUUGAAGUUGAACAGGGUUACUACUAUUGGCUCCCGAAACUUCACAUACAAUGAUGACAAUGGCAUUCCUGAAUCGGCCUAUGAAUUGACAGCCACCUUGGCAGAAAUCACCCGUGAGCCCAAAUAUCAGGUGUUUAAGAAGAAGCAGAGAUGUAGAAGAUUGAAAACUGUCGAUGUGGAGCCCUUCCAGACACACUUGGUGAUCAAUGAGUUGAAGUUGACCUAG
Sungouiella intermedia is the source of this 456-nucleotide messenger RNA. Lineage: Eukaryota; Fungi; Ascomycota; Pichiomycetes; Serinales; Metschnikowiaceae. The record is from the annotation of a GenBank genome assembly.